Brassica oleracea var. oleracea is the source of this 1126-nucleotide messenger RNA. Its product is annotated as UPF0301 protein Plut_0637-like. Bases 177 to 1064 code for a protein of 295 amino acids. NCBI's taxonomy places the organism in Eukaryota, Viridiplantae, Streptophyta, Magnoliopsida, Brassicales, Brassicaceae. The transcript has 2 exons. The record is from RefSeq and is a predicted model, not a curated record.
GUUGAAGCAUAUCUAUUGCCCAUCCUUCUGACUAGGAUUUCUAGAACCAGACUCAUUACCUCUGACUCUCAUCUAUCCACUAUCUUAUAUGUAAAUGUUACUUUUAUGCUCUGUCUUCUCUUCAGAGAAACUAAAGUGAACUGAGUCAGAGAAACAAAGAAGGUAGAAAGAGAGAGAUGGAUGCUUGUUUUCUUACCUCAAGAUCAAUCUCUGGUGUCAAAGAUCUUGUCCCAUUCAUCAAAACCAGAAUCUUUUCUUGUUACCCCAGGAGAAACUCCAGCCAGUUUCUCACCAGGAAGGUUGCUUCUCCAAUCUCUAUAAACUGUUCUCUUUCGGAUUCAUGGAAGCCACUGGAGGAUGAUGCUGAUCUCUUCAAGGACUGUGUCAACAAUUCUACAUCAGAUGCUGCUGACUGGAGAGAGUUCAGGGCAAGGCUCGUAGCUGGAGAGCAAGCUGCAGCCCCUGAGAAGGACUCUAACAAAUGGGCACACAAGAUCCUAGAGCCAGAGACAGGAUGUCUCCUAAUAGCAACAGAGAAGCUAAAUGGAGUCCACAUCUUCGAAAAGACGGUGAUCCUCCUCCUCUCCGUUGGACCCUCAGGUCCCAUAGGAGUCAUCCUCAACCGCCCCUCGCUCAUGUCAAUCAAGGAGAGCAAAUCAACGGUCCUAGACACGUCCGGAACGUUUUUAGACAAAAGCCUCUUCUUCGGUGGACCUUUGGAAGAAGGUUUGUUGUUCCUGGUGAGUCCUGGCGAGGACAACGAGGUUGAGAAGAGCGGAGUGUUCAGACAAGUGAUGAAAGGGUUGUACUACGGGACGAGGGAGAGUGUAGGAUUGGCUGCAGAGAUGGUGAAGAGGAAGGUGGUGGGGAGAAGUGAGAUGAGAUUCUUUGAUGGGUAUUGUGGUUGGGAGAAAGAGCAGUUGAAAGCAGAGGUGUUGGGUGGGUAUUGGACUGUGGCUGCUUGUAGCUUGAGUGUUGUUGAGGUUGGUUCUGUUGUACAGAGUCAAGGUCUUUGGGAUGAGGUUGUUGGUCUUAUUGGACCUCAAACUGGCUCUGUUAUCUAAAUUAAAACUGUUGUAUAUGUUUCAUCUCUAAUUUAUUAAUACGAGUGUUUCUCUACUUUCUA